UGAUAACAUAAUAUCACGUGUAAAUAUUCCUGUUGAUGUUUAAUUUCAAUAUUACUAAAAUUCCAACCUUUGCAAAAACCGGAACAUUGAACGAAUUUGCUGUAGUGAAAUUAGCGAACAACAAUGAGUGAUUGCGAUACCGAAUCAUUAUUGUCCGUCGGAUUGCCAACGAGAACGCGGAAGAAAGGCAUUGUUUAUUUAUCGUCGAUACCGAAAUACAUGAACGUGACAAAACUUCGUGAACUGUUGGGUGAAUACGCCGAGAUAGGAAGAGUAUUUCUACAGCCAGCUUCUAAUCCGAAUUUAAAAAAGAGACCUGCCAAACAUUUCACUGAGGGUUGGGUAGAAUUUGAACGUAAGAGUGCUGCUAAAAAGAUAGCAACACUAUUAAAUGGCAAACGAAUUGAUUCUCGAAAGCGUAGCAAAUAUUUUGAUAGUGUGUGGAAUAUAAAAUACUUGCCUAGAUUCAAAUGGAUCCACUUAAAUGAACGUCUAGCUUAUGAAAAAGCUGUGCGUAAACAUCGUCUUCGAGCUGAAGUAUCGCAAGUAAAAAGAGAAGCUAAUCACUUUUCUUCAAACAUCGUACGAAGCGAGAAGAAUAAGUUUCAUCAAAAAUCAAAUGUUGAUAUUAAUGUUCGACAAAGAUUACCGGAGGAAGAGUUUGUACAAAACAAAAACAAUGCAACAGAAAUUGAAUCCAGAACAGAAUUUUUAUCAAAACUAUUUAAUUAAUUAAAUUAACAAACAAAUAAAUGUACAUAACACAUGUAAAUAAAU
Sipha flava (yellow sugarcane aphid) is the source of this 777-nucleotide messenger RNA. Its product is annotated as pre-rRNA-processing protein esf2-like. Gene Ontology annotation, biological process: endonucleolytic cleavage in 5'-ETS of tricistronic rRNA transcript (SSU-rRNA, 5.8S rRNA, LSU-rRNA); endonucleolytic cleavage in ITS1 to separate SSU-rRNA from 5.8S rRNA and LSU-rRNA from tricistronic rRNA transcript (SSU-rRNA, 5.8S rRNA, LSU-rRNA); endonucleolytic cleavage to generate mature 5'-end of SSU-rRNA from (SSU-rRNA, 5.8S rRNA, LSU-rRNA). The record is from RefSeq and is a predicted model, not a curated record. The transcript has 3 exons. Gene Ontology annotation, cellular component: nucleolus. Lineage: Eukaryota; Metazoa; Arthropoda; Insecta; Hemiptera; Aphididae. The coding region runs from base 124 to 732 and encodes 202 amino acids. Gene Ontology annotation, molecular function: RNA binding.